AUGGCGCUUGCAGUCAUACCUCGCCGUAACUCGGCAGCUGCCACUCGCAAUGGUCUGUUGGCAGCUUUGCGUAAGAGAGAUCAUCAAGCCUUUCCGCCAAGCUCUUUCAACGUGAGUAGGCGGUCCUGCAUCUGCCCCACGUGGUACGUGUGAGAAUUGAUGCUGGCAGAUCAACCCGCAUACCUCCUUUCAAGCUUCGUUUGCGCCGCCCGAGACUUGGCAGCGAACCAUCAGCGCGCUCGUCACCCCCCGUCGCGCAAGAUCAGGAACAGGACGGAGGAGAUAUCGUCGAUGACCUGCACUCAGAACAGGCGCCCUCACAUCAAAAUACCGUCCCAGACGAGCCCGUUCGAGUUCGACAGACACAGCGUAGCUCGCAAGAUGCAGAUGCAGAUGCCUUGCCAGAUAAAUUGGAGCUCCUGCCACCACGACGUCGAGGACGGGAACCCGAAACCAGGAUCAACAAUCGCGAUGGCGCAACCUUCACAGGGACGCGCACCAACGGAAAUUUAGAUUUGACUUUCAGGCAGACGCAUACAAACGUAUCGCUGCCUUGCGCAGCAGCGCAUGCCUCAGGCCAACUUGUAGCUUCGUCCGAAGCUGAGGCUGACGCUGAGGAGGACACUGUGCUUCUUGUGGAGAUCGAGCUUGACGAAGACCAGCUCAGUCAGUGCUAUCCACCAGCCGUGGAUUCGGCAUGGGAGAUAAAUUUGACACAUGGCGAACAGGCGGAGGUUGAAGACACCAUCUUGCACAUCUAUGCUGACGAUGACGACAUCGACUACGAUGCGCAUGAAUUACACCUUCAGGAUCCUCGGUGCGAGGGAAGUACAGAAGAUGGGGAAUGCGAAAGCGAGGAGGUUGCGAUGGACAUUAGCGAGCUUGAUGGGUCAAACGAUCAGCUCGAUGAGUGUAUCUUGCUACUGAUGGACGAGUAA
Ceraceosorus bombacis is the source of this 938-nucleotide messenger RNA. NCBI's taxonomy places the organism in Eukaryota, Fungi, Basidiomycota, Exobasidiomycetes, Ceraceosorales, Ceraceosoraceae. The record is from the annotation of a GenBank genome assembly.